Molecule: messenger RNA, 1176 nt
Organism: Echinococcus granulosus
Lineage: Eukaryota; Metazoa; Platyhelminthes; Cestoda; Cyclophyllidea; Taeniidae
Exons: 1
Coding region: 1-1176 (391 amino acids)
Source: RefSeq, a predicted model, not a curated record
AUGGGAACUCUUAUUUCCAAGCCUCGCAGCGGUGAUAAUCCACCCAAGAAGAUUCCUACACGAACCUACAGUGGAAGUAGUGUGAACAAGAAGCCCAAACUGUUUAAAGCUCUCUCCAAACGCAAGGAUGAAACGGCAAGGAAGUCUGCUACUCUUCAGCCAACCAGAACUGGGGAUAACCUCCAAGUGCCCUCCGAAGCUGCCACAGAACCGAUUUUGGUUUCUGCAGCCUCUUGCGAAGUACGAUCAUCCCCUGUUGUCCUCGAAUGUCGAACUCCCGGAGUUGCUGAUGGAAAGGUGGCUCAGGAGCCCGCAGCUCCGACGAAGGAUGCCAUUCCCGUGAAGGCUGAUUCCAUUUUGAAGGAGGAAGAGGCGGAGACACCUGCCAAGAUAGAAAAACAUCCUACAGGAUCUGAGGAACAGACUGUGGUUGAGAACGCCGAUGCUAUUGCGCAGGAAGUCGCGGACGAGGUGAUUGAGGGUUCUAUGAAAGUAAUUGAAAAGGAGGUGGUGGAAGUGGAAAAGGAAGUCUCUCCAAAAGACAUUGAGGAACCAAAAUCACAGAUGGAGGAGUGCCAAAGCAAAGGCGAGUUUGAUGAACCCGAACCUGAGCCCAUUAACGAGGUAGUUCGUGACCAUCAGGAAUCCGAGGUCGCCGAAAUUUUGGUGAACGAGGCUCUUAACGCUGGAGUUGAGGCUGAAGCUGCGGAGAAGCAGGCUGCUCUUUCAGCACCCAUAGAUGGUGAGCAACCAGGAUCAAGCCUAGAGGAACAACGUCCGCAGUCCUCCGAUCAAAGCUCUGAUUAUGUGGAAGCCCUACAACAGAGCCAGUCGGUUAGCGAAGCCUUUGGAGACCCUAACGAGGUUAGCGAUGGAACAAAGAAUAUAGAAGUGGCCUGUCUCAAUGACAAGACCAGGGAUGGUGAAUUAAAAGACGUUCCAGAGGAUGAAAAGCAUGAAGUUGACGUCAAAACCGAAGAAAUUGCUCCCGAAGGAGAGGAUGUUAUUCCACCCGACAAUAGUAUUCUAAAUGGUCAUGAUGAAGUGCAGCACGGAGACGAUGCGGGUGCUGACAAAGACGGAUGUUUGGAAGGUGGUCCUGAAUCCGACCCGACUGCUACAUCGAAGGCCUCCGUUGGCGAAGAUGUUGAGCAUAACAAGUCGACAGCAGUUUAG